Aspergillus uvarum CBS 121591 is the source of this 2011-nucleotide messenger RNA. RefSeq names its product sugar porter family MFS transporter. Gene Ontology annotation, cellular component: membrane. NCBI's taxonomy places the organism in Eukaryota, Fungi, Ascomycota, Eurotiomycetes, Eurotiales, Aspergillaceae. Bases 205 to 1797 code for a protein of 530 amino acids. The transcript is spliced from 3 exons. The record is from RefSeq and is a predicted model, not a curated record. Gene Ontology annotation, biological process: carbohydrate transport; transmembrane transport. Gene Ontology annotation, molecular function: carbohydrate:proton symporter activity.
CUUCUCCAUCAUCAGUUUCUCAUCUUUCCAUCAUCCCGUCGUCAACUGCCUCACACCUCAUUACCAACCAAUCCACGUGACCUCAAUCUAUCUACCCUUGACUGUCUAUCAUCAUUCGCACUGAAGAACUCUCUGCCAUUGACUGUUGACACACACACCCACUCUACCACUACCCCUUCUGAUCCUACCUGUGAUCGAUCAACCAUGGGUUUCAUGCUGAAGAAGCCUGAAGAGGCAGUGGGCUCGGCCGCCCCUGCCAUCAUUGUUGGCCUGUUUGCCGCCUUUGGAGGUAUUCUCUACGGUUACGACACCGGUACCAUCAGUGGUAUCAUUGCCAUGAAGAAGUGGCGCGAGAUGUUCUCCACUGGCUACGUGAACCCCAAAGAUGGCCUUCCCGAUAUCACUUCUUCCCAGUCUUCCAUGAUUGUCUCCCUACUGUCCGCGGGUACUUUCUUCGGUGCCCUCUGUGCCGCGUUUGUGGCCGACCGCUUUGGUCGGCGCCUGGCUAUGAUCCUCGACUCUUUCGUUUUCUGUUUCGGUGUUAUUCUGCAGGCUGCCGCCACCCGCAUCCCUUUGUUCGUGGCUGGUAGAUUCUUCGCCGGCUUUGGUGUUGGUCUCCUUUCGGCAACCGUUCCCCUUUACCAGUCGGAGACUGCUCCCAAGUGGAUCCGUGGUACCGUUGUGGGUGCUUACCAGCUGGCCAUCACCAUUGGUCUGCUGCUCGCCUCCAUCGUCAACAAUUCCACCAAGGACCGCAUGGACACUGGCUGCUACCGCAUUCCCAUUGCUAUCCAGUUCGCCUGGGCUAUUAUCCUGGUGACGGGUAUGCUCAUCCUGCCCGAGACUCCUCGUUUCCUGGUGAAGCACGACCGCCACGAGGCCGCGGCUCAAGCGCUCGCCCGUCUGCGUCGUCUCGAUGUCAACCACCCCUCCAUUGUUGAGGAGCUCUCCGAGAUCCAGGCCAACCACGAGUACGAGCUCAGCGUUGGCAAGGCCAGCUUCGGUGACAUUCUCCGUGGCACUCUGGGCAAGCGUCUGCUCACGGGCUGCUUGGUCCAGGCCCUGCAGCAACUGUCUGGUGUCAACUUCAUCUUCUACUACGGAACCACCUUCUUCCAGAACUCUGGCAUCAAGAACAGCUUCACCAUCACUUUGAUCACGAACAUUGUCAACGUGUGCUCCACCUUCCCCGGUCUCUGGCUCGUUGAGAAGUGGGGUCGUCGUCCUCUCCUUCUCUUCGGAGCUGUUGGCAUGUGUGUCUGCCAGUUCAUUGUCGCUAUUGUCGGCACGGCUACCGAUUCGGAAGUCGCCAACAAGGUGCUGAUCGCCUUCGUCUGUGUCUACAUCUUCUUCUUCGCUUCCACCUGGGGUCCCACUGCCUGGACUGUGACUGGUGAGCUGUUCCCCUUGAAGGCUCGCGCCAAGUGUCUGUCAAUCACGACUGCCUCCAACUGGCUCCUGAACUGGGCUAUUGCCUACGCCACUCCCUACAUGGUGGACUCCGGCCCGGGCAAUGCCAACCUCCAGUCCAAGGUGUUCUUCAUCUGGGGUGGCUUCUGCGCUAUUGCCGGCGUCUUCGUCUACAUGUGCAUCUACGAGACCAAGGGACUCUCCUUGGAGCAGGUCGAUGAGCUCUACGCCAAGGUGUCUUCUGCCUGGCGCUCGCCCGGCUUCGUCCCCUCGGUGCACUUCACCGAUGUUCGGGAUGUGGCCGAUGGCAAGGCCCGUGGCACUCUCGGGGAGUUGGAGCACGAUGCUCAGAUGAAGCGUGAGCACGAGCACAUCGAGUCUGCCUAAGGAUAUGAUCUGGUCUUUUGUUUUUUGUUUCGGAGUACGGGUUGGACAUUUAGGAUUAAUAAUUUUGGAACGACAUUUAUCAUGUAUAGUAUGAGCAUUUUUGUUUGAGAAGCGCAGCGAUUGAGUCAUGUCAUGUGUUAUGAGAAUUACAACUGUCAUAUGUGUCAAGUGUCAGUGUCAUAUUUAAGAAUGCGAAUGAUGCAUACCGAUUGAA